Messenger RNA from Colius striatus (speckled mousebird), 1371 nucleotides. RefSeq names its product protein mono-ADP-ribosyltransferase PARP12-like. Gene Ontology annotation, molecular function: NAD+ poly-ADP-ribosyltransferase activity. Bases 388 to 1302 code for a protein of 304 amino acids. The record is from RefSeq and is a predicted model, not a curated record. NCBI's taxonomy places the organism in Eukaryota, Metazoa, Chordata, Aves, Coliiformes, Coliidae. The transcript is spliced from 8 exons.
GAGCAGAGGCUCAAACUUCAAGGUAAGUGAACAAACGCUCAAGACAGCGCAGAGUUCUGUGUGCGCUGACUGUGUGCUUGGUUUGCAAUAGUUCGGGGGUAGUCCCCCCUCCAACAGGACAAUAAUCAACACAGAGGGUGCAUUGAGAGAGGCAUCUGCCUCCUGCAGUGAGAUUUGGGGUUCGUUUUCCAAGGCAACGCCAGCUUUUGUCUCUCAAAGAAUGACACUCAGCAGAAGCUGUUCCCGGAAGGAAUCUUGAAAGGAGAAAGUGUUGAACAUCCUCGGCCACUGGAAGGGUGUAAGGAAUCAAGGGGUGAGCAAGCAGCUGAGUGUUGAUUAACUCUUCUGCACCUGUGCUGUAGUCAGACUCACCUGUUUGCCCCUGCAAUGGAGUACACUUGGUAUUGGCGCGACGACUUUGGACGAUGGAUUGAGUAUGGGCAAAAGCAUCCGGAUCAUUGCUGUGCCACAGUAACAUCUGCAGAUCUGGAGGAGAAGUUUCUAGCUGACCGGAAAGGCUUUGUGUUCUUCAGUGCUGGUUCUCAGAUGUAUGAGUUAAACUUUGAAGACAUGAUUCAAACAAAUUUGAUCUACAAAACUCAAAGAAAAGUUACUCGGCUGCCAAAAUUUCCAUCCUCCUCCCAAGGUGGACAAGACAGAAGCAAAAACAUGACUGUAUCAUGUUAUGCCUAUCCUCCACACUGGGACCAAUCUGCACUGCCUGAUAUUGGGUUCAAGUUGGUACAGCUCAGCUCCACUUCCUGUGAGUAUGGAAAAGUUCAGACACUGUUUGAGAAGACAAUGAAAAAUUACUACAUCCACCAACUGCAGAGGAUCCAGAACCCAGCACUUUGGCAAGUUUUUCAGUGGCAAAAGGAGCAGAUGAAGAAGCUCAGUAAAUCAAAGAGGGUAGAUGAGCGGCUCCUGUUCCAUGGGACAGACCCAUCCCAUGUGCCUGCCAUCUGUGAUCAGAACUUUGACUGGAGGAUUUGUGGGACUCAUGGGACAAUGUAUGGAAAAGGAAGCUAUUUUGCCAGAGAUGCCAGCUAUUCUCAUGAGUACUGUUCCGCUUCCAGUGGUCGCUACAUCAUGUUUGUAGCUCACGUGCUUGUUGGAGACUUUGUUCAGGGAAUCCCUGAAUACCUUCGCCCUCCACCCAGAGCCAGCAAUUCAAACAGACUUUACGACAGCUGUGUGGAUAACCCAAGAGACCCUUCCAUCUUUGUCAUCUUUGAGAAACACCAGAUUUACCCCGCCUACAUCUUGGAGUACAGCGCCAAUACCUCGUGUAUGAUUCUGUAAUGAAUGGUGGAAUCUCCUUUGAAUUUACACUGAAUAAAUAACACUCUAGUACAUCUUUUUUUGUUUAAA